Messenger RNA from Hippopotamus amphibius kiboko, 9480 nucleotides. It is a transcript of the gene MYO15B, whose product is annotated as myosin XVB. Gene Ontology annotation, cellular component: cytoskeleton; myosin complex. Gene Ontology annotation, molecular function: ATP binding; protein binding; cytoskeletal motor activity. NCBI's taxonomy places the organism in Eukaryota, Metazoa, Chordata, Mammalia, Artiodactyla, Hippopotamidae. The transcript has 64 exons. The record is from RefSeq and is a predicted model, not a curated record.
AUGGGCAGGAGCAAGGGCAAAGCUCCCCAGCGCCCGGAGGGACUCGAGAGGCCGACCUCGGGGGAACAGGAAUCCGGGUCGGCCAGUGCAGACAGCUCGCCCAGCCGGGAACGCCGACAGGGCCGCUGUAGGGCCCACGGGACAAGGCCGGUCUUCGAGCCCUGCACCGCGGGAGGCCAGGAGACCCCCAGUGGCCGCAGGAAGCCCACCGUGAAGGAGAGCGGCGACUGCAGACGGCUAGAGGCUGGGCCGCCACCGGAGGCCGAGGGGAGACGAGGCAGCGCGCGCCGUCGGGGAUGCGGGCCUAAGGAGAACCACAAGCCCAGGGACGGCCGUGGGGGGCGCCUGGGGGAGGGGAGUCUCGGAGGAGAAGGAAGGACAUGCGAGCGCGACCGACGCAGGAGGAAAGGGAAAGGGCGGGGAUGCUCGGUUCGGCGGGGCCGCCAAGAGACCCGGAGCCGCGAUGGGCACACGUCGGAUGGAGACGCGGCCAGCUCCUGCCGGGACAGCGAAGCCCGCGAGGCCCAGGAGAACGGCAGCCAGGGCGGCGCAGGCCCGGAGCGGCGGCCCAACUCAGAGCAGACGGACAUGGGCUCGGGAAGCACCCGAACCCGUCCGGAGUCAGCGCUGGAGGCGCGGGGGGAGCGCCCGAGCAGUGACGGCCUGAGCAGCGAGGGCAGAGGCAGCGACAGGCCCCCCGCCGGGCCCCGGAGCCCGGAAGGACCGUCGGGGGCGGGGUCCCAGGGAGAGACUGAGGAUUCUGGGACAGACAAGGACUCGAGUCUGGAGGGGGCCGGGCCUGGACGGAGCCCACGGGCAGCCCCAGGAACGACGAGUGGGGCCCCUGAGGCCGAAAAGGCCGACACGGGUAGAAAAGCCGCGGCCGCCAGUCCGCUCGAGGGCAGCCGCGCGUGCGUCCCCCGGAGCUCGCGGGCUUCUCGGGACCCCAGGUCGGCCCGGGACGCAAGAGGCAGUGGGGUGAAGCCCGAGGCUGAGCCGAGGGGCCCCGAGCCCGGAAGAGCCGAACCUUCGACCGCCCGGUGUCAGCGCCGUCAGGUCGGAAAGGGGGUGGGCAACGUGCAAGAGGCGGUGGGCAUGAGCGAAGCGGGGGCUGGAGGAGACGGGCCCGGGGACCCCGCGCCGCUGGUCGCCCUGGUGGCGCUCAGCCGGCUCCGCGCGAGGCCCGCGCCAGGGCCCGCUCCCCAGACCGCGGGUCCCCGCCGCUCCGGCCUCAAGGACCGGUUCCUGCGCGUGGCACGGGCCCUGGGCCUCCUGCGGUGGCUGUGGCGGAGGCUCCGCCAGCGUGGAGCCGGCGAGGGGCGGGGGGCCGGCGAGGGGCGGGGCCGCGGGCGGGGGCUGCGGCGCCGUCUAGUGCUGAGCCUGGCGGGCGUAGCCAGGCUCGGGGGGCGACCGAGGGCUCCCCCUAGCGGCGGUCCGAGUUCCCCGCAGGUUGAGAAAAGCCCGGCCCCCGACGACGCUUCUGCGGACGCGGACCCGACUCCAGAUCCCACGUUCGCGGUCGUGUUUCCCAGGAUCCACCGGGCAGGGAGGGCCUCGAGCAGCCAGAGCUCAGAGGAAGCGUCCGCGGACGCCCCCGCCGGGGAGCGGCACGUUUGGUCAUGUGUGGGGGCUUCAGGGGACAGUGAGGGGCACAGGGCGAGUGGGGAAGGGGUGGCAGAGCCCCGCCACGGCUCUCUUGGCCCUCCCCCUGGCGAGCCCUCACUCAACGAGGGCGGCUCCAGUAGCGAAGGGGAACCCGAGGCCUUGGGAGCCGAGGCUCCGGUGCACUGGGCGCAGGGCUCGGACCCCCCCGUGGACCCUGGUCUUGGCACCGAAGCACUGCUGCCCCGACUCACCUUGGAGACCCGCCUGCGGCGGGAGAGGAGCCCGGGCCCCUGCGGGUCCCUGAGGGAUCGUUGGGAGCCUGAGGAUGAGGCCGAGGAGGCGCUGGAGAGGGACCUGGAGCUGAGCCUCGGGCCCGGCCUGGAGGCGCGGCCCAUUCCUAGCGCCGACGGCGGGAGCCUCGGGGACGGCCUGGAAGACACCGAGGACCUGGCUCGGCUGCGGCUGCUGUGUGACAGCGCCGUGCUGCUGUGCCUCAAGAAGAGGUUUCACCUGGGCCGAAUUUAUACCUUUGGGGGGCCCCUACUGCUCGCUCUGAACCCCCGCCGGCCCCUGCCUCUCUUCUCACCUGAGGUCCUGGCCAGCUACCACCCUAGGAAGGCCCCCAACACCACCCCACACAUCUUUGCCCUCGUGGCAUCAGCCUAUAGCCUGUCUCGGAGCACUGGGCAGGACUCCUGCAUCCUCCUGGGGUGAACCCUGCCGACCCCUCCCUCCUGCAGUGGGCACAGUGGCUCUGGGAAGACAGAAGCUGCCAUAAAGAUUGUGCGAUUCCUAAGCCACCUAGAGCAGACGAGGGACAGAGGGUGUCAGCUGGACGAUGUGCUGCGCUUGCUCGGCAGCUUUGGCCAUGCCAAGACAGUCCUCAAUGCCAAUGCCAGCCGCUUCGGCCAGGUCUUAGGCCUCUGCCUGCAGCACGGGGUCAUCCUGGGAGCUUCUGUAUCACAUUAUCUGCUGGAGACCUCAAGAGUGGUGUUUCAGGCCCAGGCUGAGCGGAGCUUCCAUGUUUUUUAUGAGCUGCUGGCGGGGCUGGACCCCAUGGACCAGGAGCAGCUCUCCCUACAGGGACCGGAGACCUACCACUACCUCAACCAGGGCCGGGCCUGCAGGCUCCAGGGCAAGGAGGAUGCCCAGGACUUCAUAGGACUGGUGAAGGCCCUGCGGGCGCUGGGCUUGUGCGCCGGGGAGCUGACUGCGGUCUGGGCUGUGCUGGCCUCUGUCCUGCAGCUGGGCAACAUCUGCUUCACCUCUUCAGAGAGGGAGUCCCAGGAAGUGGCUGCCGUGUCCAGCUGGGCCGAGAUCCACACAGCAGCCCGGUUGCUGCGGGUGCCACCCGAGCGCCUGGAGGGGGCUGUCACCAGGAGGGUCGUGGAGACACCCUAUGGCCAGGUCUCGAGAUCCCUGCCUGUGGAAAGCGCCGUCGAUGCCAGGGACGCCCUGGCCAAGGCCCUGUACUCACGGCUCUUCACCUGGCUUCUGAGGACAACCAACGUGCGGCUGGCACCCCCCGGGGAGGGAGGCAGCGUGGUCACCGUCACUGUCGUUGAUGUCUACGGCUUUGAGGCACUGCGGGUCAACGGCCUGGAGCAGCUGUGCAACAAUCUCGCCAGCGAGCGCCUGCAGCUCUUCUCCAACCAGAUGCUGCUGGUCCAGGAGGAGGAGGAGUGUCGACGGGAGUUGCUGCCGUGGGUGCACAUCCCCCAGCCCCUGCAGGAGUCCUGCCUGGACCUCCUGGUGGACCAGCCCCACAGCCUCCUGAGUAUCCUGGAAGCCCAAACAUGGCUGUCCCAGGCCACGGACCACACCUUCCUGCAGAAGUGCCACUACCACCACGGCGACCACCUGCGCUACACCAAGCCCCAGCUGCCCCUUCCCAUCUUCACUGUGCGGCAUUACGCCGGGACUGUCACCUACCAGGUUCACAAGUUUCUAAGCAGAAACCGGGAUCAUCUUGACCGUGCUGUUGUGGAAAUGCUUGCCCAGAGCCAGCUCCAGCUGGUGGGCAGCCUGUUCCAGGAAGCAGAGCCUGAGUCUGGGGAAGGACCAGGCAAACCCACGCUGGCCUCUCGCUUCCAGCGUUCCCUGGGGGACCUCCUAGCCCAGCUGGGCAGGAGCCAUGUCUAUUUCAUCCAGUGCCUCAACCCCAACCCGGGAAAGUUUCCGGGCCUCUUUGAUGUGGGUCACGUGGCAGAGCAACUGCGCCAGGCAGGCAUCCUGGAGGCCGUGUAUACCCGCAGCGCCAACUUCCCCGUUCGUGUGCCCUUCCAGGCCUUCCUGGCCAGGUUCCGGGCCCUGGGGACAGAGGGGCAGGAAGAGCUCUCGGACCGGGAAAGGUGUGGCACCAUCCUGAACCAGGCGCUUGGGGCUGAGUCACCCUUCUGUCACCUGGGAGCCACCCAGGUGCUGCUGCGGGAGCCGGGCUGGCAGCAGCUGGAACAGCACCGGGCCCAGCAGCGCGCCCAGGCCCUGCUCACCCUGCACCGAGGCCUCCGCGCCCGCAUCUCCCGCCAGCGCCUCCGCCUCCUGCCAUGGAUGCAGGCUCGCGCGCGUGGGCUCCAGGCCAGGAAGCGGUACCUUCGGCGACGGACGGCUCUGGGGCAGCUGAACACCAUCCUGCUGGUGGCCCGGCCCCUGCUCUGGAGACGGCAGAGACAGCAGCUUGGGCAUCCGCACAGUUGGCACAGCGUCAGGGCCUCCAAGAAGGUGCCAAGCAUGGAGCUGGGGUGCUUGGAGAUCCCGGCUGAGCUGGCUGUCAUGCUGAAGACAGCAGAGGGCCAUCAGCACACCCUGGCUGAGAGCAUCACUGAGGCCGUGCCCCCGGAAGUUCCCGCACAGCCCCACUUGACCCUCCCGCCCGACAUCGACAGGUUCCCUUUCUCCAGCUUCAUCGCCAUCGACUUUCAGGAGCCAUCCCUGCCCCGCCCUGGGCAGCUGCUGACUAAGCCCCUGACCCGGCUGGACGGUGAGAACCCUCAGCACGCCCUGGACAUCAAUAAGGUGCUGCUGCGGCUCCUGGGGGACGGGUCCCUGGCCUCCUGGCAGGAGCAGACCAUGGGCCGGUACCUGGCGCGGCAGGGGCAGCGGCAGCCGGGGCUGCGCAACGAGCUCUUCAGCCAGCUGGUGGCCCAGGUCUGGCACAACCCGGACGAGCAGCAGAGCCAGCGUGGCUGGGCCCUCAUGGCCGUCCUGCUCAGCGCCUUCCCCUCCAUGUCCACCCUGCAGAAGCCGCUGCUCAAAUUUGUGUCCGACCAGGCCCCCAGGGGCAUGGCAGCGCUGUGCCAGCACAAGCUGCUGGGGGCCCUGGAGCAGACGCAGCUGGCCCCUGGGUCCGCACGGGCCCACCCCCCCACCCAGCUCGAGUGGACGGCCGGGUGGCGGCGGGGCCGCAUGGCACUGGACGUCUUCACCUUCAGCGAGGAGUGCUACUCGGCCGAGGUGGAGUCCUGGACCACAGGGGAGCAAUUCGCCGGGUGGAUUCUGCAGAGCAGAGGCCUGGAUCCGCCCCCGCGUGGCUGGUCUGUGUCACUGCACUCCAAGGACUCCUGGCAGGACCUGGCUGGCUGCGACUUUGUGCUGGACCUGAUCGGACAGACCGAGGACCUGGGGGACCCAGCUGGUCCCCACAGCUACCCCAUCGCCCCCCGUGGCUUAGCCGAGGACAUCCCCCCGGCCCCUGGCAUCCAGGCCCCCGCACUGCCACCAGGUCCCCCUCCAGGUCCAGCCCCAACCCUGCCCAGCAGGAGUCGCACAGGUGAGUCCCGGACCUCGGGGAGUCUGGAUGGCUUCCUGGACCACCUCUUCGAGCCAGUCCUCUCCCCGGGCCUCAGCGAGCUGGAGCAAGGCAGGGCUCUGAGUAGCCGCAUGAAGGGAGGGGGUGCCAUGGGGCCCAUGCAGCAAGGCAGCUACCCCAUGGUGUACCCAGGGAUGAUGCAGAUGCCCGGGUACCAGCCAGCCAUGAUGCCUGCACCUAUGCCUGUGGUGCCAGCAGUGGGCGCGGUCCCCGCCAUGCCAGCCAUGGUGGUGCCGCCCCAGCCCCAGCCCCAGCCCCUGCUUCCCAGUGUGGACGCGAGGCAGCUGGCGGUCCAGCAACAGAACUUCAUCAACCAGCAGGCGCUGAUCCUGGCCCAGCAGAUGACCACGCAGGCCAUGACCUUGUCCCUGGAGCAGCAGGCAAAGCAGCUCCAGAGCCAGCAUCAGGCCCAGGCCCCUGGAGCUGCCUCCCUGACCCCACCCCCAGCCAUCACCCCCAGGCUCAAGAAGACACCCACCCCCCAGAAGGAGCCAGAGCGUGACCUGGAAUUGGUAGGUGCCUGCCUAAGGGAGACCUCACCCGAGGCUGAAGACAGGCCCCCACAGCCCAAGAGCUUCCAGCAGAAACGGGACUAUUUCCAGAAGUUGGGGCAGCAGCAGAUCAAGGUGAAGACGAUGAAGCCUCCAGCCAAGGUGAAGAUCCCCCAGGGGGAGGAAGAGGAGGAUGAGCCAGAAGAGGAGGAACAGAGAGCAGUGCCAUCACCUCCUCCUUCCCUGGAAGUGAAGAAGCCACUGACACGAGGUGGGGCCAAAGCUGCACAGGAGGCUGAGGCUGAGCCAGCCACGGAGGCGGGGCCAGCCCAGGGCAGAGCCAUGGUGCAUAGCUCAGUCCCUGGACCCCAGCGGGCAGAGCCCAGCCGGGAGAUCCGCAACAUCAUCCGCAUGUACCAGAGCCGCCCGGGCCCUGUGCCUGUGCCUGUGCAGCCAUCCAGGAAGCUCUCCCAAAAUUUCCUGAAGAAAAACAACCCUAAGGAUGAGGCUCUGGCUAAGCUGGGGAUCGAUGGUGCCUCCUCGUCCCCUUCGAUGCUGCCCCCCAGCCCAGGGAAGGGCCCCCCACCAGCUGUGGCUGCUCGACCCAAGGCCCGACCACGCCUUUUGCCCUGCAACUCCAUCAAGGAGAAGCAGGGGCCACUUCAAGAGCUGUUUGGCCAGAACCCACCCACUGCCCAGAAACCCCCACCUCCACCAGCACCCCCACUGCCCCCAGCAACUCCUCCAGCUGAGCCCGGCAGCCUUGUGGAGCCCAUGGAGGACCACGGGGUCUCCACCCAGCUGCUCGUGCCCUCGGGCAGUGUGUGUUUCUCCUACGCCAGCGCCCCCUGGAGGCUGUUCCUGCGCAAGGAGGUGUUCUACCCUCGGGAGAACUUCAGCCAUCCUUACGGCCUCAGGCUGCUCUGUGAGCAGAUCCUGAGGGACACCUUCGCUGAGUCCUGCAUCCGGAUCUCCAAGGAUGAGAGGCACAAGAUGAAAGACCUGCUGGGAGACCUGGAGGUGGGCCUGGACUCGCUGGACACAGCUGAGGACAGUGUCAAGAAGCGCAUCGUGGUGGCCGCCAGGGACAACUGGGCCAAUUAUUUCUCCCGCAUCUUUCCUGUCUCGGGCGAGAGUGGCAGCGACGUGCAGCUGCUGGCUGUGUCCCACCGCGGGCUGAGACUACUCAAGGUGACCCGAGGCCCCACCUUGCACCCUGACCAGCUGAAGACUCUCUGCUCAUACAGCUUUGCUGAGGUGCUAGGCGUGGAGUGCCUGGCCAGCUCCACCCUGAAGCUGUCGCUGAAGAGUGAACAGCUGGUGCUGCACACGGUCCGGGCGGGAGCCGUCAAGGCUAUGGUCGAGCUGUUCCUGAGCGAGCUCAGGAAGGACUCUGGCUAUGUCAUCGCCCUGCGAAGCUACAUCACUGAUGACCACAGCCUCCUCAGCUUUCAACGUGGGGACCUCAUCAAGCUGUUGCCGGUGGCUACUCUGGAGCCAGGCUGGCAGUUUGGCUCCACCAGGGGCCGUUCCGGACUCUUCCCUGCUGACGUAGUGCAGCCGGCUGCUGCUCCAGACUUUUCCUUCUCGAUGGAGUGGAGGAGUGGCCGGCACAAGGGUCAGCUGCAGCGCGGAGAGUGGGGUAGGACGUCUGAGUUCCCCACCCGCCCCUGGAGCCAGGCACACAGUGACAACUCGGCCACCAGCCUGUCCCCCUCUGUGACCUGCGUCACCCUGCCCACGGACUCUGACUACACCAUGCAGGAAUUCGCCCUGCGCUACUUCCGGAAGCCCGAGACCUUGCUGGACCAGAGUGGUGGCGAUGCUGAGAGGAAGGCCAUGGCCAGCCUGGUGCAGUACAGCAAGGCUCCCAUCCAGGCGUCACUCAUCAACAUCAGUGACGAGGACGUGAACAGGCAGGCUGUGGGAAGCUUCCAGGCUCUGAUGCAGUUUAUGGGUGACCAGUCCAAGCCCCGGGGCAAGAACGACCUGGAUCUCCUCUAUGGGCUGCUGAAGCUGUGCCAGAAGGAGAACCUCAGGGAUGAGAUUUACUGCCAGACCAUCAAGCAGGUCACAGGACAUCCCCGGCCGAAACUCUGUGCUCGAGGCUGGACCUUCCUCAGCCUCCUCACAGGCUGCUUUCCCCCGUCAAGCCUGCUGAUGCCCUACGUGACCAAGUUUCUGCAGGAUUCGGUCCUGAGCCAAGAGCUGGCCCGGAGCAGCCAGGAGCACCUCCAGCGCACAGUCAAGUACGGGGGGCGCCGGCGGCUGCCCUCCCCGGGCGAAAUGCAGGCUUUCCUGAAAGGACAAGUAGUCCACCUGCUCCUAAUUCACCUGACCGGGGGUGUGAACUACAAGACCAAUAUCCACACUUUCACGGUGGCAGCAGAAGUGCUGGAGGAGCUGUGUGGGCAGAUGGGCAUCACCGACCCCCAGGAAGUGCAGGAAUUUGCCCUCUUCCUCAUCAAAGGGGAAGGCGAGCUGGUGCGGCCCCUGUGGCCCCAGGAGUACCUCAACAGCGUGAUGGCGGGUCCGGACGUGAGCCUGCACAGCCGGCGGCUUGGCUGGGAGACCCCGCUGCACUUCGACAACCCCACCUACGUCGGCACGCACUACAGCCAGGUGCUGCGGGACUACCUGCAGGGGAAGCUGUUGGUCAGUGCCCAGGACGACGCCCGAAUCGCCAGGCUGGCAGCCUUGCAGCACCUCGGCAGGAGCCACGAGGAGCCCCCCUCAGAGCAAGACCUACUGGCCUACUUGCCAAAGCAGCUGCACUGGCAGAUGAACACGGCCGCUGUUAGGAGCCUGACAGGCCAGGAGCUGAGGCAGCUGCAAGGAUGCAGCUCCCAGGAAGCACAGAUCAGCUUCAUCGAGGCCGCAAGCCAGCUGCCCCUCUUUGGCUACACUGUCUACACGGUGCUGCGGGUGAGCAACCCGGCCCUGCCCACUCCCGGCCUCCUGGGGCUGAACCGCCAGCACCUCAUUUUCAUGGACCCCAGCUCCCAGGAACUGUGCUGCUCCAUCGCCCUGAGGGACCUGCAGCGGCUGCAUGUGCUGAGCCCGAUGGAGGCAGGGGGCUCCCCGGGCCUGGAACUCAACUACGGCUCGGCUGACAACCCCCAGACCAUCUGGUUUGAGUUGCCGCAGGCCCAGGAGCUGAAGCACACCAUCACCUUCCUGCUGGACGGCAACCCUCCUUCCAUUUAGCAGCGGGGCUUCACCCAGGAGGAGUGGGAGAGGGGCAGACGAGGACAGGAAGCCUCCCUGGCCCCGGUCUCACCCAAAUGAUCUCCUGGGGGUGCUGUCAGGCCAGUCUGGUUUGGACUUCACUGUGUGGCUGUCCUGGAACCCGCUGCAGCACAGCCCAGCUGGUCCAUGUGGAGGGGCUGCUGUAGUGACUUCAACUGGGAAAGUGUUGCAGGACUCUCUGGGGUGGGGGCUGCAGGAACUUGGCCUGAUGUUGCUCAGUCUGGGGGAGAUGCCCACCUGGGCCCCGGGCCAACAGCAGCACGAGCCCAGACGUGGGAGAAGCAGCUGCCGAGGAAAUAAAACUCCCGAGAGAACAGGGCUGUGCAC